Molecule: messenger RNA, 3600 nt
Organism: Ostrea edulis (European flat oyster)
Lineage: Eukaryota; Metazoa; Mollusca; Bivalvia; Ostreida; Ostreidae
Exons: 16
Coding region: 296-1462 (388 amino acids)
Source: RefSeq, a predicted model, not a curated record
UAAAGAACAUAAUCACAAGGCGUGUCAUUCCACAAUACACCCGAUUGAUUCACGUUACCUGUGCAUCAAGCAUGAAUGUGGUAGGGUGUGACGCAAUAUACACGGGCCUUUUAAAUGAUCAUCGUAGAAUGUAGAGAGCGAAACGAAAGUAGAACACAGCAAAUGCCUGAAGAUAUUUCACUACUGUAAGUCACACCAGACCUGGGAUCUGCAGGUCUGAGAAAGAUUUUCAGCGUUGAAAUCCAUUGUUUCAGGUGGAUGAGAAUUAGUGCGUGACCCAGAUGUUUACGUACUUAUGAAAGAAAAGAUGAUCUUAUGUUUCCUCAUAGUUCUGCUCAAUCAGUGUUUUGGGGAAGUUUUGAGCUGUCGUGCAUCAACAGCAACCAUAUCAUAUGUAUCUUCCUGUCCGAAAAAUAAAGAGGAGUUGGAAAAGGCGUCCAGAUUGAAGAAUUGUGAAAGCAUAGCAGUCAUUCAGAAUUGCACAGCUCCUGUAAAGUUUCAAUAUCACUGUUUGAUGAAUCAUUGGCGAAACGCAACAUUGGAAGUUUGUGCACCAAUAUUUUACCUACAAGGUUAUUGUGCCGAGUACAACACCCGCGUUAAACAAGUGGUGGAAAACUACGACGACGGAUUUGAAUGUCUGACGUUCCCUGAAUCUCAAAGAUGUCCGACAAGAUACGCGUCAAACGAGGCCUACAAAUAUCAGGCGUGCUAUAGUUACAACCAUCAACAAACCACAACAAUGAGAGCAGCAUGCAUUACUGAAGCAGUAAGGUCUGAAGACAACGAUGUGAUUGGCCUUGUGUUCAUAAUCCUAGUAUUGCUGACCUUCGGUUCAAUUGCUCUGAUACUUGUUUUGGUCAAGUAUAGGAGACAAAUUUCGGAUAAAAUGUUCCAUGGAAGGUGUACAUCUAGAGAUAAUCAUUCAUCAGAAAUAAAAGAAGAGGAAAUAAUAGGACUUCUUCAUACAGGCAAGCCUACUAGUGCAGACCUACAUGUAGAAGGAAGUCUUCCUAAAGUCAAUGUUGACGAAGAGCAUUUACGUACAUAUGAUAUUGAUAGCAAGUCCACAGAGCAAAGUAGCAAAACUUCACUACCAGAAGAACACGAGGGUUCGUCUAAUGUGGAAUCGGUUUCAACCACUGAAUCUGGUCCACUGCUAGACGUACUCGAGGGGUCGUCUAAUGCGGAGUUAGUUCCAACCACUGAAUCUGAGAAAGGUACAGAGAGUAUCGACAGCAAGUCCAAAGGGCAGAGUAACAAAAUGGAUAAAUCAAAUGAAAAAUCAGGAAACGCACAAUCACAGCAACCACAGCCAAAGAUUUCCUCAAAACCUACAAUGAAAAUGUCAAUUGAAGAGGGCCACAAUAUAUCCAGCGAUAAGAAAUCUAUAACAAAGCCUAGGAAAACCAAACGGGCACCAGACCCUCCUCCAGGAAACAUCACGAAAAACAAAAACUGAUAUCUUUCUUUUACAUGAAUGCAUGUAAUUUUCUAGGAAAUUAGUGAUGUACAUUAUUGAAAAACGAAUAAGAGAUCGAAUUUAGAUCGGAUUGUUGUGAAUAUACAAUAUAAUGUUCUAAAUGUACAUCUAAUUUGUUACUUUCAUAAACAAUUAUUGUUUGUUAAUAUGUUACUUUCAUGAAUUAUCACUUAUAGUUAUUGUCUGUUAACAGGACAUAGGAUAAAAUAUAGCAUAUAAGAAUAAGGAUAAUUUGUCCUAUUUAGCGAUAUAUGAGGUUUGUUAUUUUGCGUAUGUAUAUAGUUCGUCAAUACAACCUCGCAUUGGGUCAAAUGCUGUCUGUCGUGUUUCAUACCGAUUGUUAAGCCGUUCUUGGCACACUGAUUUGACUGCGGAUAACUCCGUUUACCUGAUCAGGAUAUGGGGCUCACGGCGGGUGUGACCGGUCAACAGGGGAUGCUUACUCCUCCUAGGCACCUGACCCCACCUCUGGUGUGUCCAGGGGUCCGUGUUUGCCCAACUAUCUAUUUUGUAUUGCUUGUAGGAGUUAUGAGAUUGAUCACUGUUCGUUAUCUUCACCUUGCAUAUGAACGUGUAUCAGUCGAGCUUGUCGUAGAAGAUAUGUUUUGAAAAAAAGUUUGUAUUGAAGAAAAAUGUGUUCUGUUAUCAAUUAAUAGAUGUAAAUAUGUCAUUCACAAAAAAUAAAUCGUAAGGUAAUAGACACUGCAGCUUGUCAAAUGUUGCUGUGAUAUGAGGCAUCAAAAUGGUAUGAUGACUUAUCGCCUUUGCUUGAUAAAGUAAAAGGAGACCAGGUUGUUGGAAUAUAUAUAUAUAUAUAUAUAUAUAUAUAUAUAUAUAUAUAUGUACCAAUAACUGCGGUUUUUAGGCAUGAAAAAGAUUCAAUAUGCUUGCAUUCAACUGUAAUAUACAAUGUCAGUAGGUUGUUUCAAUGUACUUGUGUUCAAAGGAUCCAACGUCCAGAAAAUUUGGUGCAAAAUCUACACCGAUAUCAAAUUCAAAAUCACAGAGAACUCGAAGAACUGGAAGUUAUAUGACAUAUUACAUUAUUUCAUAUUAUAUUAUGUUACAUAUAUCUUAUAUUAAAAUGACGGCGAUCUGACAAACGGGAUGAUUUCAGCUUCUCAAUCGUCAAAGUCCCAUAUUUAUAUAGCAAUAUUUCAUUAUCACCUGGAUAUGGUGUUUAUAUCUCUCAACUGAUUCGAUACACAAGAGCUUGUUCUGCGUAUAUUCAGUUUUUAAAUCGAGUCAAGCUACUGACAAACUAGUUGAUGGUACAGUGGUUUCAACUGUCUCGAUUGAAGUCGGCAUUUUGCAAAUUUUAUGGUCAUUAUAACGAUCUAGAUUUUCAAUACAACCUAUCAUUGGGUCAAAUGCUCUCUGACGUGUUUCAUGCCAAUUGUUAUGCUGUUCUUUACACACUGAUAUUGGCUACAGAUAACUGCGUUUACCUGAUCAGGAUAUAGGGCUCACGGCGGCUGUGACCGGUCGAUAGGGGAUGCUUGCUCCUUCUGUGCACCUGAACCCACCUCUGGUUUGUCCAGGAGUCCGUGUUUGCCCGGCUAUCUAUUUGUAUUGCCUAUAGGAGGUACUUCACCUUUCAUGACAAUCAUUUUACAGAGAAUGACGAGGAUCAAUUUUGUAAACAAUAUACUUUAACAAAAAUAGUGGAUAUAAGAAAUUAAAUCUUCGACCAGACUCAGUUCCACCUAUCUUUAACUACGGACAUAUUGCAAGCAUGGUGAAGACGGCAACAUUCUUCAAAACGUAGCCUGUUUCAUCAAAGACAAUGACAAUAGUACAAAUGUAAAUUUUAUAUUUACGUACAAUAUACUGUACACUAUGAAUUGAAAUUAAAAAUAUGCUGGAGUUCCUUAUUGACAAUAUCUUUGUAGUUUUUGGUGAUCAGGUCUUCCAACAAUCUGUUCGAAUUCCCAUGGACACAAAUUAAGCUUCUUUAUUAGCUGACCUGUUUUAUAUUCAUACGAAGCAGAAUUUAUUCAAAAACUUUUUCGUGGCAAGAAAAGAUAUCUUGCUUUGGUCUUCAAUGCGACAUUUAGAUAUGUUGACAACAUUUUAUCUAUUCAUAAAGCUAAUUUUCAUUCAUACGUCGAUUCGAU